Messenger RNA from Paramecium primaurelia, 341 nucleotides. NCBI's taxonomy places the organism in Eukaryota, Ciliophora, Oligohymenophorea, Peniculida, Parameciidae. The record is from the annotation of a GenBank genome assembly.
AUGAUCAAAUUACCAGAGAAUAUUUCAACACUUAAAACUUCUAAAGAUAAGUAAUUCAAAGGUAUUUCAUAUAUUAUUAUCCAGUUCAUAUUACAUAUUGUGGUGGAUGAGGAUAUUGGUCUCAAUCCAACUUGGCCUAAUAAUACAUUAAAUCAUUAUAUCCUUAAGCUGAAGUGACAAGCAAGUCUUAAGAUAAAAUAACAGGAGAAAUGGAAAUAACUGUGACAAGAAAAGAUGCUAAAUCUGAAAAAAUUCAUUCUAAAUUAGGUGGAGAUGGACCUUUUGGAGCAUUUUCAGCAGAGAAAGCUAUGAAAAAGCUUGUCAAUUUUAUUGAAAAUUGA